AUGUUGGGCAGACUCUUGCAAACGGCUCGGUUUGUGCAAAGCCCGGUGCAGAUGAUGCUCAUGCAGACCAGAACCAAGAUGAAGACCCACAAGGCGGCGGCCAAGCGGUUCAUCAAGACCGGCACCGGCAUCAAGCGCAAGCAGGCCGGCCGCAACCACGGCAACGGCGGGUUCUCCGCCAACACUUUGCACCACUUGGACGGGUUCGUCAAGAUCUCCAACCGGGGGCAACACUUGAAGAAGAUCGGUCGCUACUUGUGA
Diutina rugosa is the source of this 261-nucleotide messenger RNA. Its product is annotated as mitochondrial 54S ribosomal protein bL35m. NCBI's taxonomy places the organism in Eukaryota, Fungi, Ascomycota, Pichiomycetes, Serinales, Debaryomycetaceae. The transcript has a single exon. Gene Ontology annotation, molecular function: structural constituent of ribosome. Gene Ontology annotation, cellular component: large ribosomal subunit; ribosome. The record is from RefSeq and is a predicted model, not a curated record. Gene Ontology annotation, biological process: translation. Bases 1 to 261 code for a protein of 86 amino acids.